CUGCCGGUGGUUACGGAGAGCGUCUCGUAUCUUUUUUGGGAGUUUUCUUUAAUAGGCCAGCCACGAUUAAGAGCUGUUUGUAUCUCUUUUAUCUUGUGCGGAAAUAGAUCAUGCCAGUGUCAACAAUGGCCUCAGCUGCGCCGUGAAUUAAUCGCUUCUCGUUUCAAACGUUGCCGUCGCCGUCGGAAAAUAAGUUUAACCUGUGUGAGUUUCUGCGUCCGUGUGUGCGCGGGUCUGAUAAUAAAUGCGCCGCGCUGCUCUCUCGUCGGUGUUUCUGUUUUGAUCAACAAUUUCGCUGAGGGAACAAUACCGCUCCGCCGUUAAUAACCGUUCGGACUCGCGUUUCGACUUGUUAAUUCGGUUGUUUUUCUGGAAGUUGUACCAAGCUCGGCGCAAUGGCGUGUCCGUAGAAAGGUAGUUCUACUAACGACUCACUGCUGAGCUGAGAGACGAGAAACGUCGUGCUGUGUUUUAUUAUAUGUAGAGAUGUUUGCCGAAAUCGUGCUUCAAAAUGUGGAAAUAAUUUACGAUCCUGUGGCCUUUAGUUCGCUUAUCUCUGUUUGCAUUUAGUACAAAGGAUACAAAUUCCAAACCACUGUGUGUUGAACUAGUCAAAUUAGGUUUUAAAGUGAAGUUCGGAAGAAGAAUUUCGUUUAUAAAGUGUUCUUCAAAAAAUCAUGCAACCGUGCAUCGUGUACUUAUGCAGUGCGAAAUAAUCUACCGACUGUCUAAACUGUUACGGCGUGAGUGCAUGCGCAUCCCGAAGACGGGUAUUACUUUUAAAGUGGUAGCUAAACGUAAAAUGCGACCAAACAAAACGCUGAUCAUAAGGAAGUUCAAGCGCAAACGAUUCAGGACAGUUCAACGAAAGAAAGCCUCAGUGUUUUGGAGGAAUUUUAGUCGAAAGUGUCUGCUUCGAAAAAUUUCGUAGAGUGAAAUCCUCUAUACUUAUUGGAUUGCCCGUUGUGCCGAGUGAACGUUCGAGAUAUGAACUAUCAGGGCAACAGCAGUCAACAUCCAUAUGCUGGAGAUUUCAGGGAAGAUGAGCAAUCAUCUCGCCUGAAGUCCUCAUCUUCAGAGCAACAACCCACACCUCAACUAUCCCCACAAGAACAUCAACAACAUUAUCAACUGUCUCUACAACAACAGCCGGAAUCUAACGCCGGCACAAAUCGCCUGCUGCAGAGUUCUCAGUGGAGCAAGAGUUACGACUCGGUGAUCAACUACUGGAACACCAGUGGAUCCUCGGCAGUGGUGGCAACUGCCGUCAACUACCACCAGUAUUACGGCGGCUACAGUCAGCCCAUGCCCAGUGCGCGAUCUUUGUUCCCGGCUCAGCCCUACUCAGCCAGUGACUACCAGCAGAAUUCGCCGCAUUCUGCUUCCUCGACAUCGUCGGGGAGUCCACCGAUGUCGCAUCAAUCGACGGUGGUCGAUAGUGGUCCGUCGCAUUACUACGAACCGUACUCGUCGGAUUCUCAGCUGCGGAGUUUUCGCGCGAAACCGACGGGUGAAUUAUCCGUUAAACUUUCAACCAGUCCCAGUUCAACCAUCACAUCGAAAUUGCACCGCAAGGUACUGCGGAUACCGUCGAAGCGACUUCCCGGCCGAAUCCACUCCGGGAAGCUCGCCUCGGUGGCCAGUAAGCUAACGGCCACCACCAAGCAACGCCUGCAGCACCAGCAGCAGCAACUUCAGCAACAUUCCCAGUUUGGUCUGCAUCCGCAGCAGCAGCAACAACAACGGCCCCGCGCACCCACCAGCUGCGAUAACUCGAACGACUCCGGUCUUGGAUUCGACCGAGGAAUCGACAGUACCAGCAGCACCCUCAACCCUCAGCACCACUCGGCGUCGGCGUCCACCACUACCACUUCGAGCGGUUCGCUCGGCAGUGGGACCGACCGGCCGAUCCAUCACAGCAGCGGCAACAAUGGCUGCCCCAUCGGGAAAGAUGGGAUCGCUAUCGUUCGCAGCGGCAGUUCCACCAGCCUCGGUAAAUCCAAGCGGACUCACCAGGAGCUGGAACAUACGAACCACCAACCGGCCGAGGCCUGCACCGCAGUCAUCCGUACGGUGACGGUUCCGCAGAAAAUCAUCAUUCCGGUUCUGGGGAAAUCGACACCCGGCGAAUCGACCAUUACGAUUGCACCACCGCCACAAUCAUCCCCAUCCUCAUCUUUAUCAUCCCUCGCUACUAAUAACAGUGCGUCAGCCCCCGCCAGCAGCGGGGGCGAUCCUAGGACGGAAGGACGACGACCAUCAUCAUCAUCAUCAGCAAGGGGUUUUCCAGUUAAGAGCGCGGUAGUUACGAGGGCGGCUGCGACAGCGCGGACCACGACCGCGACAGUAAUGUCCUCGCCGCUAACGCGUCCCAUGUCCGGUCGAAUACCGGGCAAGCGCCCGCCACUGCUCCAGUCAGCCCUGACGGGCGCUAGCACGUCAUCGCCCUCACCGGCGUCCCCGGCCUACACCAGCGUAUCGUCCGAUGUCAUUUCCGCCGUACAGUCCCAGCUGCCCAGUGAAUCGCGGGACGGCAAAAUUCAGCUGCAGAUCCUAACGCAACCGGAACAGCAGCACCGGGCCCGUUAUCAAACCGAGGGCUCACGGGGUGCCGUCAAGGAUCGCAGCGGCAACGGUUUCCCGGUGGUACGGCUGGUCGGUUCCACGAAACCGGUCGUCCUGCAAGUGUUCAUCGGCACCGACAUGGGCCGGGUGCAGCCGCACAUGUUCUACCAGGCGUGCAAGGUUUCCGGCAAAAACUCGACGCCCUGCGUCGAGCGCAAGCUCGAGGGAACCAUGGUCAUUGAGGUGGACAUGAAGCCGGAAAACGACAUGACGGUGACGUGCGAUUGCGUCGGCAUUCUGAAGGAACGCAACGUCGACGUGGAGCACCGCUUUCCGAACCAGAGCGGGCCGCGGGCCAAGAAAAAGUCCACCCGCUGUCGGAUGGUGUUCCGGGCGGCUGUUACGAACGAGGACGGCUCCCUGGAAAUGCUGCAGGUGUGCUCCCAGCCGAUUGUGUGCACGCAACCACCGGGCGUCCCUGAAAUAUGCAAAAAGUCUCUAGUCUCCUGCCCCGCCGAGGGUGGCCUCGAAAUGUUCAUAAUCGGCAAAAAUUUCCUGAAGGACACCAAGGUCGUGUUCCAGCGGCGAAAAGCCCCACUAGGAACGAGCAAGACCCCCAUCAGUAGCAUACCGUGGGAGCAGGCGGUUGUUCCCGACAAGGAAUACCUUCAGCAGACGCACCUGAUUUGCACCGUUCCGGCGUACGUCACCCAGGACAUCGUCGAACCGGUGGUAGUACAAAUAUUCAUCACCUCCGCGGGUAAGAAGAGCGAAACGCACAACUUCACCUACACCCCCAAGGGACACCACACGGCCCUGACGGCGGCGUCCACCACGACCACGGCGAUGACCGGUAGUUCCUUCUUCGGAUCGCUAUCGGCCGCCGUGCCCGCUGGCCAUGACGCCGGCCCGCUGGUCGGUGGAGGAGAAAUGGUAGCCAGCGUGGUCGGCAUCGGUGGAGGUCUUCCCGGGGGGCGGAUCACUCCCCACGGAAGUGGGACCGGCGAUGGCGGUAGCAAUACUGGCGCUGCCACAAGCUUCAAUUCUCUCAAUUCUAGCUUUAGUAGCCAGCCGAGCGAAGAUCCUUCAUCGGUGGGCGACGUCUCUGCCAUACGGAGAUCGAUGUUCUUCUGGGGUUCACAACAGCAGGCGCAAGCCGUUCAGGAUAAGCUAGAUACGGGUAUGAUGCCACCGCCUGUCCACAUCUUGUCGCUUCCAGGAACUCCAAACAGCAGUACGGGUCGUAGGUCUUCGUUAUUAGCCGACCAACUGACCAUGUCGUCGCCACCUAGCUUUAAAACCGAACUAGCUGACGAAAGCAGCCGAAGCCCGCUUAAUGACGACUCACUCGAGCGGUUUCCCACGGCGGGCGAAAGUACCAUGGAAAAUAAUCAAAUAAUGUACCGAAGGCGAAGCGUUCGGCAACCGAGCAUGGACCUGAUGGAAGAUAGUUCCAGUAUGUCUAUGCUCAUAAACGAGAACAGUGCAAUGGAUAUGGGAAACGUGCCGAGCGCGAUUGUAGGUUUCCGAAGCGGAUUGAAUACUCUGAUGGAAACGAACGAGAUGAGCAACUCAUCGACUUCCCCGUCGGCAUCCGAAUUGAAGGUCAUGGACCUGUGCAUCAAGCAGGACGCACACAAGCUUUCUUCCGCGAGGAAUCAAAUCGAACAUAUGAUAACCGCUUCAAGUGCCCCGCUGGACACUCUAAACCAAGUCGACGGCAUGACGUCUCCUUAUAAAGUGGAAGACAUGCUGACUGCUUCGAUUCAACCGACUGGUCAACAAGUGAUAGAAUCCACAUUGGCAAGCAUCGUCAACAGCCAGCAAGCUGCUGCAGCCAUCAUGGAACUUGGUGCCGUACUAUCGCAUCCCAGUAGUAAUCCACCCCCAAUGACAACUUCACCUCCAAUGAUGCAAACCGAUAUUGUUAGUCCAGGCAAUCCCGCCAAUCGGACGCCCCCAUCCCAGGAUGUUAUGUUAAACGCCCAACCCCCUAUAGCCAUCACAUCACAAGCUAAUCUUGUUCUCGCACCCAGUCCAGGAUCCAACGAAGCUAGUCCACAUCCUCAUUCUUCGUUGUCGCCGGAACUCAUACUCAACCCAACGGUUUCACCUACUUCGAUGAUCUGCUCACCUGUUAACGCAACCGUAGCGGCCACCGCGGCGGCCGCCGUUGCCGCAGCUGCAGCCGUCUCUGAAGGCAAAAACAUGUUUACGAACCAAGUUUUAAACAACAUGGCCGCCGUAGCUGCCAACAUAAUCGAAUCCCAACCCAAGCAAACCACCCAAGCCGUGCAGGACAUCAUUCUCAACGCCGCCGCCGAAAUCCUUACUUCUCAGGAGCCAUCGGUCACCACGCAAAACACCAUCAAUGCGUUAAUUACGAUGAAUGCACAGGAAAUGAUGACCACCUCGUGUCAACCACAAACCCAACACAACCUACUACCUCAGUGCCAACCUACGCCAAUGGUUUCUGAAUCAAUGGCGGAAGCCUUACAACAGCAGCAGCAAGAGCAAAUGGUACAAAACCUUAUAACAGAAAGCCUCCAGCAACAACAACAGCAAACCACCGAAUCUCUCAUGGCAAACUUGGUAAACCAACAACAACAACAACAGAAUCAAUCGCAGCAACCGGCACCCGAACAGAUGGACAUCGGAGGUGCGAUUCUACCGCUAACCGUACAACAACCCCCGCAACAACCGAUGGACACCACCGGAACUCUUAUGGGCAUCAACCCAAUGCUCCACCAACAGCAGACCCAACAGCAGCAACAAACACCGAUGAUCACGGGUGUGAUCAUGCAACAACAGCAGCAACAACAAAUGCAAACGCAAACCAAUGCACCACCAACGCAACAGCAGCAAACGCAGCAGCAGCAACAGCAGCCACCGGCCAACAUACCGCAGGAGCUGACCAUCAUGUCGGACAACGAUCUCAUCAGCUACAUCAACCCGAACGCCUUCGAUGGAGUCUAGUCGACGUGGGACCUUCCUUAAACAACACGUUGUGGUAGGCGUGGACGGACGACGACCGGUCGCUAACGGUGACGGCACUAACCAAAGGCGAUUUGCCAGAAGAUCAGCAUUUCGCCCCUUGCUGCCACCAGUCAGUCGGCGAGACUACUAGGCUUCCCGUUUAUCGUCAUCCAGCGACUGUGCGCGCCACACCCGCUACUCACCGUGUACGCUCCUGCCUAUGGGGGGAAGGCUAUUUCCGACAUCUAACGGAUGGCUACUUCCUGGUGAGAAACGGCUUUCAACCACCGGUGGGAGGCAUCGAAGUUGGUAAGUAAAACGAGUUUGGGUAGGUUUUUAAGGAUGAAAAUCGGAGCGAUCCACAAUACUUUUGGAAAUCGAAUGUCGAAACAUUUUAAGUCGUUUAGGAAAAAGGAGGAAAAUUUUCAAAACUUUCGUAAAUUCUGUGCAAUAUUUUGCACACGAAGAUCAAGAUAUAUAUUUGUUGAAUCAACAUUCUUAGGCAAAACAAUUUAUAUGAAAAUAGAACAAAAACGUAGAUGAUCACGGUACUAAAUAACGUUAAACGAAAUUUUUAUAUACUAAAAGUAUGUAUUGUAAUUCUGUCAAUAUUCAGGAUACUAUUUCUCUCAGUGUUUCUUCGAUAAAUUGCACAUUAAAAAACUGUUUUAUCAAUCGGUACUAUUAUCUUGUUAUGAUCCGGUAUUAUACAUCAAUACUAUAAAUACUUCGUUGUGUAGCGUUUUGUUUGUCAGCCAAAGGCAACUCUAACGAUGAUGUGAGUUGUGAGAGCAUUGAUUGAUUCAUUUUUGCCCUCGAAACAGGUAUCCUUUUGUUUUACUAUUCUAUUCCUCAUUUUUUAUGCUGGCAUAAUUGCCUUAAGCGUUAAUGUUUACUGCACAUUCGCUAUAAUAAAAUACGUUUUUUAUUCUUAGCCGUCAUGUCCUGAACUAAACUUUAAGGCUACAAACCGGAGAAGUAUUUUUGAUCUUGACAAUUGCUUGUAUGAAAAAGAAAUUCGAAAAGAAAAACUGUAUGCCCUGUCUGUAUUGAUUCAGAUUUUAAGCAAAGUCCAUGUUCGAUUUUAUAAAAUGCUCGUUCGAAAAAUGCAACAACAUCUGAUUGCACAGCGCAAUGCAGCUAUCAUUGAUUUUGACAUUGUUUAGAAGUUUAGUGUAACUCAUUGUUCAUCUAAAUUAUGUCAGUAGCCUAAGCAUUAUACUUUCUAGUCGAUGUCAAGCUUUUAGCUUGCCUAAUAAAGUCAUACAUAGCACCGAUUGUUAAACAUUUUGAACAUCAUAUACUUUUCUUCUAUCUGGAUUUUACAAGAUUUCAUCUCUCAUCAAAAGCGGAUACGUAUUAUAUGAAGAAGUCAGCAGGUUGAUAGGAAAAAAAGCCUUAUCCUAGUGUCCAGAAAGCCUUAUAAAUGUUUAUUACAAGUAUUUGAUUGACUGAUGUUUUUCGAGAAUAAUAUGUUAGAAAUCAUUCGUCUAACCAGGCCUGAUAGAAAUGUUAGCUUUGAACGUGUGAAACCAGUUGAAGCGAAAACAUUACCCAUACUACACAGACUGCCAUUCAGAAUUUAGGGAAAAACACAAUUAGACAAACACAUAUUUACUUAUGUAGUUCAAUACAUACUAAAAACUGGGAAACAGUGUGAUAAGAACAAUAGAAAGAAGGCAUCAAACUAUCAAGUACACUCCAGCAGCACACAGAGAUAACCUGAACAAAACUAGUAGUAGAUGUUGUGCAACUUGUUGAACUUUUCGUGGGACACAGUUUCUUAGAGAGAUAGAGAACCUGAGGAAUAUCUGUUACAGAGUACAGCCUUCCACAUUAUAGUGGAAGGCAGCACCCUAUUCAGGGAAUAAACAAUAGAAAACCGAAAUGAGCCCAGGAGUAUAUAUUAGCGAACAUAUUUCUAGGAUUAGUUAUUACAUUUAAUGAUUUUGUUAUAUUGUUGUCUUACUGUGAAAAAAAGUCUAUAUGUUAUAUCAUACAAAAAAAACAAAUAUUUAACAAAAAAAUACUAGUUUUUAACUAAUUUACCUACAUACAUACAUAUUAAUUGUAAAAGAAAAUACAUCAAACGAGUGAAAGCUCAAACGUUUCACAAAGACAUAAUGGUAGAGAUGAAGGCGCAGGGUUCUUAGGUACAGUGCCGAAAAGAAGUGAUUUCUAGUUGGCCCUGAUGUAUUUUUUGGCUGACUCAUUGGCAGGUCCUGUUGGUUAAGUCAAAGCACCUAAGUAAGACACAAACUAACGAAUACAAAGACUGCAUAAAGUACGCCAUAGAUAUAUAGGAACCACUUUUGAGAAUACGUCGGGUUUUCCCUUUCAUUCGGUAUUGUGCUCGGUUCGUUCGGAAUGACAGGGCGUUACAUUACAAUUGAUGUAUCUAUUGUGACGUUUUAAAAAACCUUACUGCAGGAUGUGAAAUAAACUAUUUUGUCUAUUUUUUGUGUUAA
Molecule: messenger RNA, 8009 nt
Organism: Armigeres subalbatus
Lineage: Eukaryota; Metazoa; Arthropoda; Insecta; Diptera; Culicidae
Gene: NFAT
Product: nuclear factor of activated T-cells 5
Exons: 8
Coding region: 988-5541 (1517 amino acids)
Biological process (GO): regulation of transcription by RNA polymerase II
Cellular component (GO): transcription regulator complex
Molecular function (GO): transcription factor binding; RNA polymerase II cis-regulatory region sequence-specific DNA binding; DNA-binding transcription factor activity, RNA polymerase II-specific
Source: RefSeq, a predicted model, not a curated record